AUGAUUCGCCCACUAAUCUAUAAUAAAAAACUCAACAAAAACGACUGUAGCGAUAACGAGGUUCACAAUAAUAACACCAACAAAAAUGAUACAAUUAACAACGUUAACAAAAAGUAUAUAUCCGAAUCAGUAGAAACAGCAUCAAUAGGGAACUUGGCUGGUUUCACUUACUUUCACGCUCUUUCUUAUGCAAAAAUUCGAAUUUAUUACCAAGAAGAGAAUUUACGUAACCAAGUUUUAAUUUCUUCUUUGGUCAACCGCCAUAUUAAAGCUCGAAAUGAAAGAUUAGUCAGACAACGAGCAAGACAACAACAGUUACAUGAAGAAAUUAUUGAGACUACUGGGUUAUUGACCGCUAUUGCGAAAUCUAUAGAAAUUCGGUUAGCGAGAUUAAGAAUUAAUUAG
Messenger RNA from Ambispora leptoticha, 405 nucleotides. NCBI's taxonomy places the organism in Eukaryota, Fungi, Glomeromycota, Glomeromycetes, Archaeosporales, Ambisporaceae. The record is from the annotation of a GenBank genome assembly.